AUGGGGGACCGGCGCGGGAAGUUCCUCUCUCCCCGCGUCUCCAAGGGAACACUGCAGCUCCGCGUGAUCUUUCUGGACAACAGCGAGCGCGUGUUUGAGGUCGAGCAAAGGAUCCUGGGAUGUGACUUCUUCAACAAGGUGUGUGGCCACCUCAAGCUAUUGGAGAGAGAAUACUUUGGACUGGAGUUCAGACAUCACACUGGUAGUUAUGUGUGGCUGGAACAGUUGAAACCUCUAGCCAGUCAGAUAAAGAACACCAGUGAUCUGUUCUUCAGAUUCAUUGUCAAGUUCUUUCCUCCAGACCCAGGACAGCUGCAGAGAAGACUCACAAGGUAUCUGUUUUCUCUCCAGAUAAAGCAGGACCUCUCUACAGGCAGUCUUACCUGUAAUGACAACAGCGCCGCCCUGCUGGUCUCCCAUAUACUGCAGUCAGAGCUGGGAGACUACAAGGAGGAGUUGGACAUCCACCAUCUAGAGAUGAGAAGAUACGUCCCUAACCAGGAAUACCUGGACCACAAGAUUAUGAAGUUCCACAGGAAACACAGGGGUCACUCUCCUGCGGACUCAGACGUCCAUCUGUUGGAGGUUGCUAGGAAACUGGACAUGUACGGUAUCCGCCCCCACCCUGCCCACGAUGGCGAGGGCAUAAGACUCAACCUGGCUGUCACACACUCUGGGGUACUGGUGUUCCAGGGCAACACGAAGAUCAACACAUUCAGCUGGGCCAAGGUCCGUAAACUGAGCUUCAAGAGGAAACACUUCCUCAUCAAACUACACGACCAAAUAGGGCCGUCCCGUAAGGACACGGUAGAGUUUGCGAUGGCGAGUCGGGACGUUUCUAAGUCUUUCUGGAAGAGCUGCGUUGAGUACCAUGCCUUCUUCAGACUGGCCACAGAGCCCCGGGCACGCAGCAAGACUCUGCUGUCCAGCAAGGGAUCCAGCUUCAGAUACAGUGGCAGGACCCAGAAACAGUUGAUGGAGAUGCCCACAGGGGAGAAAAAACACAGACCGUUCGAAAGGUCAGAGUCCAGACAGUGUAGAUCCUCCCCUGACCUCCUCACAGACGUCUCCAAACAGCUCUACGAGCAGUCCCAUUCGUUCCCGCGCCCCGGAAGCCACAGCGAAGAGGAAGUGGAAAGACAACAACAGGAAGUGGGAGGAGCUAACCCUAAACGCAGCCAAUCAGCUGUCGAAGUGGUCUUCUCCACGGAACUGCAGCGAUCCCGCCUCCCACAAGCUUUCCACCAAUCAACGGCCUCUCCUAAGCAAAGGUCCGCCUCUACAUCGGUAGACAUCGAGGAGAGGAGGGCAGGGGGGCAACGGCAGGGAGGGGUGGGGUAUCACCAUGGUAACAGCAGGGCCAGACUUCGGCCCAAACCCCAGCCUGCCUCCGACGCGCAGCAAUUGGUCCUCCUAUAUCCCAAUAACCCCGCCUACCAGUUCCAUCCAGUCCUUCCAACAUUCCCAUUGGCCAGCUAUCCGCACGGACAUGCCUACUUUCUGGACGGUGCCGUAACCUCAUUGGAGCGUCUCCCGCAGAUGCAACGCUUAGACCACACCCUGUUGGAGGGGCUGACACACCCUUCUUUCUACACACGCUCUGAUUCGUCUUCCCUGUCGCCACUCAGGCGGAAUCUCCGCCCAUCCGGGCUGGGAUUGACCAGGGUCUACCACGGUGGGUUCUUGAGCGGAAACGCAGCCAGGAGUUUCGACGUCGGGAGAAUAGAGGCGGGACAUUACAGCGACGACUCCAACUUCCUGCCUGGACUUCCUCGUCGUGCCACCAGCCAACCGGACGUUAAGCUCCCCAGAGUAGUCCCCGCCUCCAACCCUGCCUCUGAGUUCCGUCCCCUAGGUUACUACCCCCACCUAUCACGUCACCAGACUCCACAAAGACCCUCCUACCUGCCUCUAAACUCCUCCCCCUUGCCAGACCGGCCCACCUCGCUGUGUGUCCUAGGGGGGGCUGGUGGAAGCUACAGUGAUUCAGACCCAGAGGUAAUCUACCCAUACUACUGUCCAGUACCCCCGUUGGGUAAAGUGAUACGGUCCAAUGCUCUGGCUAGGAUGAGGUUUUCCUCUGGGAGUUUACAACUGGAGGAGGAAGAGGGGGAAGAGGAGAGGUAUAGCAGUGGGGGAGAGGGUACGCCUCGAAUUACGAAACUGAGACUGUAG
Molecule: messenger RNA, 2175 nt
Organism: Oncorhynchus masou masou (cherry salmon)
Lineage: Eukaryota; Metazoa; Chordata; Actinopteri; Salmoniformes; Salmonidae
Product: FERM domain-containing protein 7-like
Exons: 12
Coding region: 1-2175 (724 amino acids)
Cellular component (GO): cytoskeleton
Molecular function (GO): cytoskeletal protein binding; guanyl-nucleotide exchange factor activity
Source: RefSeq, a predicted model, not a curated record